Aaosphaeria arxii CBS 175.79 is the source of this 783-nucleotide messenger RNA. RefSeq lists its product as uncharacterized. Lineage: Eukaryota; Fungi; Ascomycota; Dothideomycetes; Pleosporales. The transcript has 2 exons. Bases 1 to 783 code for a protein of 260 amino acids. The record is from RefSeq and is a predicted model, not a curated record.
AUGAAGAGCAUAUUCGCGCGUCUCGCACUCUUUGGCGCCAAUCUACUCCAUCCACGGGGACAGGAUGACAACGCGAUCCUCGCCGCGAGAGGGUUCGACGAUAUCAACGAGGAACCAUAUGAUCUGCCGUGGGGUGGAGGCUUCGUGUUUCCGCGCGAAUACCCGACGACGGUGCAAGUCGGCGAGACCGCCACCCUGAAAUGGAACACCAACUUCACGUCGCAUGUCGUCUACAUCCAUCAGCGACUGGGUAGUAGCCUUAAACUGACAACCGACGCAAAAGGCCAAUCCUACAAAUGGAAAGUCGCACGCAUCACCCAAGAAGACGACCCACAUGAACCCUAUCUCCUUCGCGUCUACGAGUCUAUCGACGGCAAAGCCAACACCAACGGCUUCGCAUUCGACAGUCCUAGUUUCUGGUUCGGGGCCGAUGGCAAGAACGUCACUAUUGUCAAGUCCUCCACGCCUACACCCGAACCCACAGAAUUCGAGUCCACCGUCGUCAUCACCUCAGUCUUCAAGGUUACCCGUUCCAAAUCAAACUCCUCAGCCCCCAUUGCGACAACUGGCGCCAGCAACAACUCUUCGUCGACUCCAGCAACCGCGGGUGCAACGACGACAAGGCCUGUGGCAUCACCGACCGACAAUGACAUCUUCACCCAAGCCCCAGCCGCGACGGGUACUCAGGGAACGGGCGAGCCAGGCGCCGGUGUAAGGAGCGCGGCAGCGGGUUUCCUUUCCAUCGCGCUGAUCCUGCCUGUCGCACUGCUCGUCCUCGUUUAG